Molecule: messenger RNA, 639 nt
Organism: Vicia villosa (hairy vetch)
Lineage: Eukaryota; Viridiplantae; Streptophyta; Magnoliopsida; Fabales; Fabaceae
Product: auxin-binding protein ABP19b-like
Exons: 1
Coding region: 1-639 (212 amino acids)
Cellular component (GO): cell wall
Molecular function (GO): manganese ion binding
Source: RefSeq, a predicted model, not a curated record
AUGAAGAUUAUUCAUAUUAUAUGUUUUUCUUUCGUUCUUCUCUUAUCAUAUACCUCUCAUGCUAGUUCUUAUACUAAUGAUUUUUGUGUAGCAAACUUAAUGCUUCCAAACACUCCUUCAGGAUAUCCAUGCAAGCCAGAAAAAAGUGUAACUAUGAAUAACUUUGUGUUCCAUGGCUUUGUACCAGGAAACACAAUAGAACCUUUUAAUUUUAGAAUAACCACGGCAUUUGUCGAUAGUUUUCCGGGUCUUAAUGGACUUGGUAUCUCUGCAGCAAGGGGAGAUAUUGAUAUAAAUGGAACAAUACCAAUGCAUACUCAUCCUGAUGCAACUGAAUUACUUAUCAUUGUUAAAGGCCGACUGACUGUUGGAUUUAUUACAUCGACAAAAGUUUAUUCGAAAGUUGUUAAGCAUGGUGAUAUUGUUGUUAUUCCAAAGGGACAAUUGCAUUUUAUAGCUAACUCUGGUGUUAGAAAAGCUAUUCUUUUUGAAGCUUUUACUAACUCAAAUCCUAGUGUGCAAAUACUUGAUAAUCAGUUAUUUGGAAACAACUUAUUAACCUCCUUGAUUGCACAGACUACUGCACUUGAUGUGUCACAAAUUAAGAAGCUUAAGGCUCAGUUUGGAGGCAGCGGCUAA